This is a messenger RNA of Mesoplodon densirostris (Blainville's beaked whale), 1596 nucleotides long. RefSeq names its product HHLA1 neighbor of OC90 (gene HHLA1). NCBI's taxonomy places the organism in Eukaryota, Metazoa, Chordata, Mammalia, Artiodactyla, Ziphiidae. The record is from RefSeq and is a predicted model, not a curated record. The transcript has 16 exons. Bases 1 to 1596 code for a protein of 531 amino acids.
AUGCCAGGCUUCCUGCUACAUGGUCCACUGGUAAGGCUGUGCAUGGGCCUCGCAUGUGUCCUGUCCCUUUACAACACAGUGUCUGGAAAUAAAGAAGUUAAGAAGGAAAAAGAUGGGGCUUUCCUUAGUGCAACAGUGUCUGGCCUCAGAGGAGAAGAGAGUAGAGAAAAGGGGGUCGCCUUUCUGGAUACGACAGAGCUGCCUGCAAUGUCGGUUGAUCUGUCUGCACUUAACCUGACAGAGCUGGUGAACGGGAUGCUGAUCAGAGCUUUAAAAGAUAGCAAGAAAUUUUUCUCCUUGCUGAGUGUUACUUCCUACAGCUCCUUUGCCUUCCACAAGUUUUCUGUGGCCAUUUACAACAUUUCUAACCUGAAGACUGUGGACCCGGCCAAAUUCCCCACACGGUACUGCUACUGCUUGAACAACCGGACCAACGAUUUAUCAGAUUUCACAGCCCUACUGGUGGACUUCAUUGGAAAUUCUACCAGCUACCUCACAGAGAUUUUAAAGUCAACCUCCAUCCUCUCAGUGAGUCAAGCGAAUGAAUCUGACUGCAUCUUCAUCUGUGUGAUGUCAGGAAAGUCAGGAAGGAAUCUUUCUGACUUCUGGGAGAUGGCGGAAAAAUCUCCUGUUAUCAAUUACACAUUUACCAGCAGCAUGUCUGGUGUUCUGGGUGAGUCUACCAGCGGGAUGGCCCUGACUUCACAGCUCACACCCACAAGCCAGCAAACGCUACCAAGGUCAAGCCCCCAACAUGGAUCCCAGGACGCUGGAGUGUCUGCUCUGAGAAGCUCUCCCAGGACAGAGACAACUUCUCCUUCAGAGGGAGAGCAGACCAUGAACACAAACAAGCAUCCUGAGGGUCACAGCAGAGCCCUGGCCACCCUGGACAGCACUUCUCCCACCCUCCCAGCCUGGGCUACCAGGAAGGUGGCUGGAACUCCAUGGGUGACAGCCCGCAGGCAGGCAUGGGCUUCCAUACUACCUGUGCCCUGGGCUCAGGCCACCAGUGAGAAAACACCUGGAGGGCUUCCCUGGGAAACACUUUUCUCCCCGCGGACAUCUCCUGCAGAGGCCAAGAAGGCCACGAACACACGGAGCUUUUCCGAGACUCCUGCCAGGACAGCAGCCAUGCCUGGCAGCCCACCAGGGACCAGCCCAACCUCAGGCCCAUUCACCCCUGGCACACAGACUCCAAGUCCUACCAAGGCUCCGGCCCCCAGAUAUCCACAGGCAGGUGAUCUCCCUGCUGUGUGGCCCUUUACCCCUGGAGAAGAGCCAGUCCUCGUCCCAGGACCCCACCAGGUUUCAAGGUGUCCUGAGCCGCUCCUCAAGGAGGGGGCCAUGAUCUCUACUCCUCUUACGCUGGCCAUCCAGAAGCUUAACCCUUGCCUGAUGGAGCUGUGCCGCUUUUUCCAGCAAUGCCUCUGCAUGAGCCAGAAGAGAGACCCCAGGAUGGAGGCAGUGAGGUAUUGUCUUGAAUACUAUUCCUGGUUUCUGAAGAAUGCAACAUACAUCUGUCAGAGGGUGAAAAGGGUGCUCCACUCACACACCUUAAAACAAAUGUGCCUCGAGAACAUCUGCAAGUCUGUUUGA